CGACCACACCACCGCGACUCCUCCUGAUUCUUCUGCCAUUCGGAGGAGCAAACCACAACAAGGGAGAGGGAAACCACAAUCGCCACUCACACAUACAUACGCAUAGAAGAUUUCUCUAUAGUUUACUUAGAGACCCGGAGAGAGAUAGAGAUCCAUCGAGAGACGGGGAAAAGAUUAGCAGUACGUGCAUGGGAGGAGGAGGGAGAAGCGAGGCCGCCGGAGCCUUGGAUGUCGACGGCCGCCAGACCUACCUUCCCCGCAGCAACGGCGACGUCGACGACGACGGCAGGCCGUCAAGGACAGGAACGGUAUGGACGGCGGCGGCGCACAUCAUAACGGCGGUGAUCGGGUCCGGCGUGCUGUCGCUGGCCUGGGCCAUGGCGCAGCUGGGGUGGGUGGCCGGGCCCUUGACCCUGGUGCUCUUCGCGGCCAUCACCUUCUACACCUGCGGCCUCCUCGCCGACUGCUACCGCGUCGGCGACCCCGUCACCGGCAAGCGUAACUACACCUACACCGAGGCCGUCGAGGCCUACCUAGGCGGGUGGCACGUCUGGUUCUGCGGCUUCUGCCAGUACGUCAACAUGUUCGGCACCGGCAUCGGCUACACCAUCACGGCGUCCAUCAGCGCCGCUGCUCUGAAGAAGUCCAACUGCUACCACUGGCGCGGGCACAAGUCGGACUGCAGCCAGCCCCUGAGCGCCUACAUCAUCGGCUUCGGGGUGGUGCAGGUCAUCUUCUGCCAGGUGCCCAACUUCCACAAGCUGUCCUGGCUGUCCAUGGUCGCCGCCGUCAUGUCCUUCACCUACGCCGGCAUCGCCGUCGGCCUGUCGCUGGCGCAGACCAUCUCGGGCCCCACGGGGAAGACGUCGCUCACCGGCACGCAGGUCGGGGUGGACGUCGACGCCUCGCAGAAGAUCUGGAUGACGUUCCAGGCCCUCGGCAACGUCGCCUUCGCCUACUCCUACUCCAUCAUCCUCAUCGAAAUCCAGGACACGCUGCGGUCACCGCCGGGGGAGAACAAGACGAUGCGGCGGGCGACGCUGAUGGGCAUCUCGACGACGACGGGCUUCUACAUGCUGUGCGGGUGCCUGGGCUACUCGGCGUUCGGCAACGGGGCCAGCGGGAACAUCCUGACGGGGUUCGGCUUCUACGAGCCCUACUGGCUGGUGGACCUGGCCAACGUGUGCAUCGUGGUCCACCUGGUGGGCGGCUUCCAGGUCUUCUGCCAGCCGCUGUUCGCGGCCGUGGAAGGCAACGUGGCCAGGCGGAUCCCUGGCUUGGUACGACGGGAGCGCGCGGCAUUGUUCCGGCUGGUGUGGCGGACGGCGUUCGUGGCGCUCAUCACGCUGUUGGCGCUGCUGAUGCCAUUCUUCAACAGCAUCCUGGGCUUCCUGGGCAGCAUCGCGUUCUGGCCGCUCACCGUGUUCUUCCCCGUGGAGAUGUACAUCCGGCAGCGGCAGAUCCCGCGGUUCGGCGCCAAGUGGGUGGCGCUGCAGAGCCUCAGCUUCGUCUGCUUCCUCGUCACCAUGGCCGCUUGCGCCGCAUCCAUCCAGGGCGUCCGGGACUCGCUCAAGACCUAUGUGCCCUUCAAGACCAAGUCGUGAGAUCCUCCCCGUCCCUAUAGCCUGUGUGUCCCUUUGUCUCCGAUGUUGAUUUCUGCCCUGUAGUUGCUCAGGAUUAAUUAAUGGGGAAUAAUUUAAGACGGUA
This is a messenger RNA of Brachypodium distachyon (stiff brome), 1707 nucleotides long. Its product is annotated as amino acid permease 1. The coding region runs from base 189 to 1604 and encodes 471 amino acids. Gene Ontology annotation, cellular component: plasma membrane. The transcript is spliced from 5 exons. The record is from RefSeq and is a predicted model, not a curated record. Lineage: Eukaryota; Viridiplantae; Streptophyta; Magnoliopsida; Poales; Poaceae.